GACUGGUGAGAACAUCGGAAGCUUAAAUUACAAAGCACUCGGAAUUGGAGAUGGAGCUCCACACGACCAUUCCUUUCUCCAACCCCAUCUGUCUCAAGCUCCGGCCAAAUGGAUUGCAAUCGCCAGAUACGGGAUAACGAAGACCUCAUAUCCGCCGAAACGCAAAAUCCACUCGCCAUUGUGCCCUCCAAAGAGACCACCUUACCCCCAUUUGCCACUGCUUCCAUCUCUCCUUCUCUCUCCACGAUUCUCCCCUCUCACUUCUUUGUGCAACCCAAGAGCUCUGCUUUAUUCUCGCCGCAACCUAACAAGGUCAGAGUCCCUACCCAGGCUUCCUCUCUCACUCACCUUUCUAUUUCCACCUCUUCUCCUUCCCCUUCGAAAAUCUCCUUCAAGUCCACUAUUUCAGCCAUUCCUCUCCAAAAUCCUCUCACUCUGGGUCCUCAUCGCCCCUUAGAUCCAUCUCAUGGGGCUGCAAUUCGUCGAGCUUCCAUCGUUUGGUUCCGCAAUGACUUACGGGUUCGCGACAAUGAAUGUCUCAAUUCCGCCAACAACGAAUCCAUGUCGGUCUUGCCAGUUUACUGUUUCGAUCCUAGAGAUCAUGGGAAAUCUUCGUCUGGGUUCGAUAAGAGCGGCUCUUACCAUGCCACAUUUUUGAUCGAAGCGGUCUCGGAUCUCAGAAAGAACCUUCAGUCAAGAGGAUCUGAUCUUGUGGUCAGAAUUGGGAAGCCUGAGACUAUAUUGACUGAGUUGGCGAAGGCAGUUGGGGCUGAUGCUUUGUACGUCCACAGAGAGGCUUCCCGCGAUGAGGUGAAGGUCGAGGAGAGAGUUGAAGCGGCAAUGAGGGAAGAGAACAUAGAGCUGAAGUACUUCUGGGGUAGUACUUUGUACCAUGUUGAUGACUUACCUUUCAAGUUGGAGGACAUGCCUUCCAACUAUGGAGGAUUUAAGGAGAAAGCUCAAAAGUUGGAGAUAAGGAAGACAAUCGAUGCAUUCGAUCAGUUAAAAGGACUGCCGUCUCGAGGAGACGUGGAACCGGGGCAAAUUCCCUCUUUGUCGGACCUUGGGCUUAAGCCAUCUGCGACAAUAACACAGAAUGGCAAGCAAGCUGCCAGCAAUUCUAUGGUAGGAGGGGAGACUGAAGCACUACAGAGGCUCAAAAGAUUUGCAGCUGAGUGCAAAGCUCAACCGCACAAGGGGUUUAAUAAUGGCACUCAAGAUAGUAUAUACGGUGCCAACUUUUCCUGCAAAAUUUCUCCAUGGUUGUUGACAGGAUGCGUCUCCCCUCGCACGAUAUUUGAUGAACUAAAGAAAACUGCCAGCAGGGCUAUUUCUGUUUCGUUGAACGAAAAUGAUGGUGGCAGCGGCUCAAAUUCAAAUUGGUUGAUGCAUGAGUUUUUGUGGAGGGAUUUCUUUAGGUUUGUAACCAAGAAGUGCAGUUCUGCAAAGAAACAGCUCGAAGCUGUACCAGCGCUUGCCUAGGCUACUAUUUGCAAGUGCAAGCAAUUUUUAUAUGGAGAUGCGAAUUGAUUCCUUGUGGCGAUAUGGGAGCUGGGUGUUGGAGGGGAGGUACGUAAGAAAGAGCGUCGAUACAACCUCUGUUCCUGCUAAUAAAUCCUCGGAAUGUGGGGGCUUUGUAUUAUGUCAAUGGUGCUAAAUGUGAGACCUAAUCAUAUUACUCGGUGGGAUGCCUGCGAAGCAAAUUUGAGUCCAAAUUUCAUUUCUCUUGCCUCAAAUAUUAGAUGUCCAAAUGAUUAUGCUUUUUGAGAAAUUAUUGAGUGCCCUGUACUUCUGUUCUUGAAAUUCAUAGAAUUUUCUGCCAUGUCAUGCGAA
This is a messenger RNA of Neltuma alba, 1833 nucleotides long. RefSeq names its product blue-light photoreceptor PHR2. Gene Ontology annotation, molecular function: deoxyribodipyrimidine photo-lyase activity; FAD binding; DNA binding. Bases 109 to 1482 code for a protein of 457 amino acids. Lineage: Eukaryota; Viridiplantae; Streptophyta; Magnoliopsida; Fabales; Fabaceae. The record is from RefSeq and is a predicted model, not a curated record. The transcript has 4 exons. Gene Ontology annotation, biological process: photoreactive repair.